Molecule: messenger RNA, 2822 nt
Organism: Fusarium odoratissimum NRRL 54006
Lineage: Eukaryota; Fungi; Ascomycota; Sordariomycetes; Hypocreales; Nectriaceae
Exons: 5
Coding region: 609-2747 (712 amino acids)
Biological process (GO): DNA-templated transcription
Molecular function (GO): DNA binding; zinc ion binding
Source: RefSeq, a predicted model, not a curated record
CAGGAAAAUACCUUAUUUGUAUGCGACACAUGCCAUCGGCAGUUCUCACGAUUUGAGCAUCUGAAGCGACACACUCAGACCCAUACUGAUACAAGAGCUAUCAAAUGCACCCACUGCAAUAGAAGAUUCAGUCGCAAAGAUGCAGCACAACGGCAUGAAAGGUUACAUGAACGCCAAGCACCCGAAAGCGUACAGAACUCAACUGCUUCGUCACUGCGCCGAACGUGUACGCCUUGUUCUAAAUCACGCAUCAAAUGCUCAGGAGGGACACCAUGCACUUACUGCGCCGUGAGGAAUUUUGUGUGCUCUUACCUGCCCCGGAAACGACGGGAACGUCAAAUCAUGCUCAGUACCUCUGAAGGGCAGGGUUCUGCAGGUGGAAGAACGGCAUCAACUGUGCAGUCGCCUGGUACUGUAGCCACGCCUGGGACCGCACUCGCUUGGCUUGAAACUUCGACGCGCCAACAAAACAUGACUUCUGCUGUUCAAGUCCAGACAAAUCUGGUACAAAAUGAUCAAUUUACCACUAACGACGGCCAAAGCUCGUCAAUGGAUAGCCAUCUUAGGCGUGAGCCCGAAAGGCCGACAAGUAUCGUUGUCUUAACGACAUGCCCCAUCUAGCAUCUGAAGUCGGUGAUGCAUCCGCAAUUGCUUCCCAGAGCCUCGAGACGCAAACACCGUUUCCAAUUCUCCCAGGAAUACAUGAGCAAACCUUACAGCAAGACCAUGUUUCUGCUUUGAUUGCUUCCAUGGCCUCAAACAAGCCAAGGAAAACACAAUCUUCGGGCAUUAGUGACAAUCCUGCGCUUUCCAGCACUCAAGCCACGCAUUAUUCAGACGGAGCGGGAUUCAGGGAAAGUCGAGCAGAGAGACACAUGCGUCAACGACGCGCUGCUUAUGCCGAAGACCAUGGGCCAAGUCCGGGCCAUCAGGUGCACACAUCGUGGCUGGAUGACCUAAAUGCCAAAGUCGCGGUAGCGAGCAGAAGUACCGGGACAUGCAGUGACGUUCCAGAUAGUAUCUUCGAGGAACUCAUGUCGAGAUUAGACUCACAUGCGACCAGCUCCCAUAUUCUUGCCGACUUUGUCGCGCACAAAGAAAGCCUGCUGGCGAAAAGUACCUUUACACUAUUUAUCAGCCUCUACUUCGAGCACUUUCAUCCGGUAAACCCUUUCAUUGACAGAUCACAUUUGUCUAUCCCCCUCUGGGGCUGGAGCUUGUGCCUAGCUACCGCUGCAAUUGGUUCUAAAUACUUUGGUUCUGAAGAAGUCAAUCGCUUUGGAGAUUGCUUAUGCUGUAUCCUGCAUGAGCUCAUGGCAAGAGAAGCCCGGAUCCUGGCAUCAGUUGGGCUCUGUCAAAGUCGCCAACCGGAGCUACUCAGAUGCGGAUACAACGCCUCAGCCAUGGCAGCACAAGCAUGUCUUCGGCUUCGCUUACUGAGUGAGGAUGACAAUAUCGGCUCCUAUGAGGAUGAUCAGAGUCUGGAGCAGGAGUGGAUCACUUGGCGAUUUCGAGAGACACGAAGAAGGACGGGCCUUUUCGUUUGGUUAACGAGUUGCUACUUCGCUCUGGCUUCUGAGCAUCACCCGUGCUUAUUCCCCGACCAGCCUCAAGUUAGACUUCCAUGCCGCGAGGAAUUAUGGGCGGCUGAGUCCCCGCAGGCUUGGUCUACGGCAAGGUCAGAAGUUGGAGAUGCUGAUCCAAUAGCUUUCUCCGCCGAAGAAGCCUCACGACCGACAGUGCCUGAAGUUACAGUCGAGCUUUGGCGAGACUUGACGUCGAAGCAUUCGUCAAAUUCCUUUGCGACCAUCGUCAUCAUACACAUGCUGGUCCAUCGUAGAUGGAGCGCCAAUGAAUAUUUGGCUGACAUAAUUCGCGACAUACCAAAAACAAAUCUGUCAAACAUCUAUGUACCUGGGAGAAAGUACCUUGGUUCAGUGCCCGAGUACAUUAAGUGGCGCAACCAGUGCUGUGACUGUUUGGAUAUUCUACACUGGGAAGCACUCAGUCUAUCAGCCAAGGCAGAAGGACUUGAAGGGCCAGUACUACUGCAUCUCCAUCUAGCUCGCCUAUCACUUCUCACGCCGGUCCAAGACCUUUUUGCGUUCGCCCAUCAGAGUACUCUUUCGGGGACGGCUCACAUGACUCCAAGUAGUCUCUAUCGCCACGGCACUUCCAAGCUAGAUCCAAGACACACUGUCAAGAUCUGGGCGACUCAAGAUCGAUAUAAAGCUCGCCUCGCAGUGAUACAUGCUGGGGCUGUUCUGUGGCAUGUGAGGCGAUACUCAUCAGACUCAAUUCUUGAACCGUUUGCUCUCUUUCUUGCGGCACUGGUGCUCUGGGCCUAUGGGCAAACUUCCAACAUUCGAAAGCUUUAUGAGUCUGCGUGCACUAGAGCGCAGUCUCCAGUGAGCGAUAACGAGAACUCAGUGAUUUCCGCAACCACGACACAUGGCUCAGUAGAAAACCGUGCGAUGCACGAUUAUAUAUCAAGGAGGCGGCGAAUGCCAAGCACCAUGCAAUUGGAUAGGCCGAUGGAUGAUGAACUUGUUCAGUACUUCAUAAGAUUUGGGGAGGACCUACGUCUUCCACUUGAAGGAGUAGAUGAACUGUGUACAGCUGAGGGUCCGUUACAGAUACUGCAAGAGGUAUCAAGUCUACUGAUGGAACAGCACAAGCCUUGGGGUAUUUCUGAUACUUAUGCUAGAUUUCUACAAGACCUACAAAUGCCGCAGUGGCAAAUAUGAACGCACUAUGGACUGGGAGAGGAAUGGGCUUUUAAACUCGUCAGAAUGGAGCCAACAUGAUGUAUUCUAAAUUAG